UUGCGUCCUAAACCGCUACGUCCCGAAGUGGAAGUGAGUCGGGAGGCUCAUUUUCACAUGUGGUGGCAGUGGUGGGAUCGUGGCGCCCCCUGGAGCAGUGAAGAGGAAGCCGACGAGACGGGCUCUGAUUCGACGAGCGAUGCCAGUCAGACGGCGCGCACUGGAUGACCUAGUCCAGCCGGGUGAGCAGGAAGAAGGAGCUGUGGGAGGUGAGCCAGAGGAGGAUGCUGGCACAGGAAGAGACCCCGGGUUGCUGGACCUAUCAUCUCUGUAUAGCCUCCUACAGAAGACCCUGCAGACCCAGGAGCGUGAGGCGUUCAAGCAAGAGCAGAGGUGGCAGAGUGUCCAAAUGCAGCUCAACAACGUUCAUGAUGAGCUGGGGCGGGACCGGAGAAGCGGUGAUGGGGCUGGAGCGGGCCCUGCAGCGCUAGCAGCACCACCAGCCAGGCUGCCUGCAGCGCCACCAGCCAGGCCGCCUGCAGCGCCACCCGCCGAGCCGCCUGCAGCACCAUCCGACGAGCCGCCGGCAGCUCCACUGCACCCAGCAGCACCGUCCCCAGUAUCCUGGACCAGGGCAGCCGUGCCCAAAUUGGCCGAAGGGGAUGAUGUGGAGCAGUACCUGACCACGUUCGAGAGGCUGGCUACAGCCUACAGAUGGCCUCCAGCUGACUGGGCUGUCUUCCUUGUGCCCUAUCUGACGGGCAGAGCGCGGUCCGCAUAUGUGGCCAUGGAUCCAUAUGAUGCGAUGGACUACUUCCAGGUCAAAGAAGCCAUCUUGGCGAAGUAUGCAAUAAAUGCCGAAGUCUACCGUCAAAGAUUCCGGGAUCCAAACAUGGAGAGAGGGGAGACCCCGAGAGAGUUCUACAACCGACUUAAGGAUUUAUUCCACAAAUGGAUUAAACCGGCUGGCAAGACAGUUGAAGAGAUCAAGGAGAUCCUCAUCUUGGAGCAGUUCAUGCGCUCAUUGUCCACAGAAGUGCGGGUGUGGGUCAAGGAGCACGACCCGCAAACAGGACACCGAGCCGCAGAGCUGGUCGACACUUUUCUGGCUGCCCGCCUGGGACCAAAGGACUUCCGCGUGCAAGGCUCCAGCAGACCUGUGGUGACGGGUAUGUCUGGGGGUUAUGGGAGUGGAGCUAGUCCUAGAAAUAGCGAGCAGAGUAGGGGCCCAAGCCACAGACAACAUCAGCCUCAACCGAACACACCACACUCCACAACACCUCGACCCACAGACACCGCUACAACCCGAACCCUCACCAACCGAGACAGUUUUGUGUGUUACACUUGUGGUAAGCCAGGUCACCUAGCCAGGGAUUGCCCAGGGAAGAGAGGUAAAUUUGCUGGUGUAUGUGUUGUGCCUGAGCUUGGGAAAGAAACUGUGUGUGCUGGUAGAGUGCAGAUAAUUGACAUUACGGUUAAUGGCAGACCAGUCAGGGCUCUUCUUGACACUGGCAGCACCCAGACCCUGGUGCGGCCCUUCCUGGUGGGUCAGCCAGACAUGCUGAAAGGUGGGCGAGUCAGGGUAUGCUGUGUCAAUGGUGAUGAGCAUGAGUAUCCCACAGCGGAUAUAUGUGUAAAAGUGCAUGACCAAACCUAUAGGCUUAAAGCUGGGAUAGUUAAAGGGUUGAGCCAUUCAGUGGUAUUAGGUCAGGAUGUCGCAAUCUUGCCUGAACUAGUACGGUCUACGCGGCCUGUUAGUAUGGUUGCUACGAGAGCUCAGACUAAGAGGGCGUUGGGUGAUGAGUCAGACCCCCAGACACUUUUAGAUGUCAUGCCUUUUAGACAAGAAGAGAUUAGUCCACCUGAGAUAGUCAGGGAGCCAAAGAGUCGCAGUCAACGCAGACGGGAGAAGCUGUUUGGCACAGUUGAAGCAAUGUCUAGGGUAGACGACCAAGCUAUUCCUAGCACGGGGGAGGAUAUAUGGGAUAUCCCGGGUGAUCUAAGAGAGCUACAGCAGCAGGAUGAGUCCCUUAAAGAGCUGUUUGGGAAGGCUACUGAGGUUGAGGGAGUAAGCACAGGCCUGGCAAAAGCACUUAGUGGGGAGUAUUACUUUGUGCGUGGGAGCUUGCUAUAUCAUCAACCUGAGGGUGAUAGUACUGAGCAGCUAGUGGUUCCCUGUGGCUUAAGGUCAAGGAUCCUGAGUUUAGGACAUGAUCUUCCGUGGUCUGGUCAUCUGGGUAAUGUGAAAACCUUGCAGAGGAUAGCCAGCAGAUUUUAUUGGCCAGGCUUGUAUACUGAUGUACAUAAACACUGUCGAACAUGCCCUACCUGUCAGCUCUUCAGCAAACACAAGGUUAGACCUUUUCCACUUCAGCCCCUCCCCAUCAUAGAGGUGCCAUUCACCAGGAUAGGUAUGGACAUUGUUGGACCCCUAGAGCGCACACAGACAGGCCACCAAUACAUAUUGGUAAUUUGUGAUUACGCUACCCGCUACCCUGAAGCCUUUCCCUUACGUAAGGUCACAGCCAGAACGAUUGCCCCUGCACUCCUACAGUUAUUCUCCAGAGUAGGGAUUCCCCAGGAGAUUUUAACUGAUCAGGGAACAGUUUUCCUCUCCAACACCCUUAAGCAGGUAUAUAGGCUGCUAGGUAUAAAGGGAAUUAGGACCACUCCCUACCACCCCCAGACCGAUGGCCUGGUUGAGCGGUACAACCAGACACUGAAGGGGAUGCUGAGGAAGUUUGUGGCUGCUAAUGGCAAGGACUGGGACCGGUGGCUUCCCUACCUGAUGUUUGCCUACCGGGAGGUUCCUCAAGCCUCUACAGGGUUCUCGCCUUUCGAACUCCUGUAUGGCAGGCAGGUCCGAGGGCCUCUUGAUCUCCUCAGAGAUGCCUGGGAGUCACCAAAGUCCACCACCACCGACAUUCUCACCUACGUCAUGGCCAUGCGGGAGAAGAUGGAGGAGAUGUCCAGCCUAGUCCGGGACAACCUUCAGGACGCCCAGGACACCCAGACCCGCUGGUAUGACAAGUCAGCAAGGCGGCGGACCUUCCAGCCCGGCCAGAGAGUUCUUCUGCUCCUGCCUACAGAGGAGAACAAGUUGCUGGCCAAAUGGCAGGGACCCUACUGCAUCAGCAGGAAGUUGGGGCCCACAACCUACGAGCUGGAAAUGACUGACAAGAGGAAACAGCGGCAGACGUUCCAUGUAAACCUGCUGAAAGAGUGGCACGAGAGGGAGCGGCCGCCCAUUCAGCAGCUGCUGGUGCAAGCCGUGAGGGAGGAGGAAGACACCCCGGAGCAGUUCUUCCCAACUGACCGUCCAGCUGGGGAGCUGGAUUUUACCCACCUCACCUCACAACAGCAGCGGGAGUUACGGGCCAUCAUCCCUGAUGGUCUGUUCAGUGAACAGCCCGGGAAAACUUCCCUGGCAGAACAUCCCAUCCGCCUGAAGGACUUCACUCCAGUCCGGCAGCGGAUGUACCGGGUCCCGGAGCGUCUGCUACCUGCUCUCCAGGAGGAGCUGCAGGUGAUGCAGAGUCUGGGUGUGAUUGAGCGGUCCAGUAGUGCCUGGAGUAGCCCUGUGGUCAUGGUGCCAAAGAAGGACGGCAGCAUGCGUUUUUGCAUCGACUUCCGCUGGGUCAAUGCUCAGUCGCACUUUGACGCCUACCCCAUGCCCAGACUGGAGGACCUCAUUGAGAGUGUGGGGAAGGCGCAUUUUAUCUCCACUCUGGAUCUUAGCAAAGGCUACUGGCAGGUGCCUCUGGCUAAGGAGGCCAAACCCUACUCAGCCUUCAGAACACCGCAUGGACUGUUCCAGUUUACGGUGAUGCCCUUUGGCCUGCAUGGGGCGCCAGCCACAUUCCAGCGGCUAAUGGACCGUGUGCUGGAGGGGACUGGUGCCUUCGCGGGGGCAUACCUGGACGACAUUGUUGUCUACAGCACCACCUGGGCAGAGCACCUGCAGCAUCUUGCUGAGGUGUUCCAGCGCAUCCAUCAGGCGGGGCUGACUGUCCAGCCCAAGAAGUGUGCCUUCGCUCAGCAGGAGGUGUGCUACCUGGGGCAUGUGGUCGGGUGUGGGGUGAUCCAGCCUCAGAGGGACAAGAUUGAGGCCGUCCGCAACUGUCCACAGCCCCAGACAAAAAAGGAUAUCCGGUCCUUCUUGGGGUUAGCUGGGUGGUACCGGCGCUUUGUGCCGGACUUUGCCACCAGAGCAGCGCCACUCACGGACCUGACUAGGAAGUCAGGGUCGGUGAAUGUUCCGUGGGAGGAGCGACAUCAGAAAGCCUUCAUGGACAUUAAGGAAGCGCUCUGCAGCGGUCCAGUGCUCCAGAGCCCGGACUUUGAAAAGCCAUGGACUGUACAGACUGAUGCCUCUGGAGUUGGGCUGGGGGCAGUCCUACUUCAGGGGGAGGGAGAACAGCAGCGGCCGGUGGCCUACAUCAGCCGUAAGCUGUUUCCCCGAGAGACACGGUACUCAGCCAUUGAGCUGGAGUGCCUUGCUGUGAAGUGGGCGUUGGACACUUUUCGUUACGACCUUUUGGGUCGGGACUUUGUGCUAGAAACAGACCAUAGAGCCUUGAAAUGGCUUGGUACAAUGAAGGACACUAAUGCGCGCAUAACUCGUUGGUUUUUGGCUUUGCAACCUUUUAAGUUUCAUGUACAGUAUAGGGCGGGUAAGCAAAACAUGGUGGCCGAUUUCUUGUCUCGCCACCCCAGUGUCGAGCCUCGUGAGGUGGAGGGAAAUGUGAAAAGGUAGCCCUCCUUUUCACGAACAUGAGCACCUGGGAUUUAAUCAUUGCCUGAUUGGGAUGCAGUAACAUGACUGGUUGUAAAGGGGGGGGGACGUUAUUUUUCUAUGUUUAAUUAUUGUGCUAUGUUGCAUUUUUGCAACAGUGAACUUUAUGAUCAAGAUGCAAACUGUUAAGAUAUGCAAUGAAGUGUCUGGUUGAUUAUGAUUUCGUUAUAAAAUAUAAAUGUAUUGUGGUACUUGGGUCGGUGAACCCCCAUGGCAGUUGGUAUCUACCAUUUUGUGUAAUUGGUUGGCUUUAUUUAAGCCCGGUAUUUUCUACGUUCAAGGUUGGUGGAGGAUAGAGAGACCGCUUGCUGUGAGGCUGGUUAAUGUUCAGGUUAAUGGAACUUUGCUUGUUUGUUUUGUUUAUCAAGUAUUUUGUUUGGCUUUGCCAUUUCACUUUUCAAGCGUGGAAAAUAAAUCACAGUUUUUCAACUAAUUUAUGC
This is a messenger RNA of Gadus macrocephalus (Pacific cod), 5175 nucleotides long. RefSeq lists its product as uncharacterized. The coding region runs from base 140 to 4696 and encodes 1518 amino acids. NCBI's taxonomy places the organism in Eukaryota, Metazoa, Chordata, Actinopteri, Gadiformes, Gadidae. The record is from RefSeq and is a predicted model, not a curated record. Gene Ontology annotation, molecular function: zinc ion binding; nucleic acid binding. Gene Ontology annotation, biological process: DNA integration. The transcript has a single exon.